UGUUGUUGUUUUUGUCAGGGAGUGAAAACCUGGGCCAAUAAACAAAAUGGUCAUCACAAGACCAAGACCCACCUGGCUCAUGGAAGGAGGAAUCAGAAGUACACUCUACAAGGGCUUGGUUGGGAACUUGACAUCGCUUUGCUACAGAUUGGAGACACAUACAAAGACUUUGACAUUACAGAGAAACCUUUAGUAGCAUCUAAGGGCAUAUGUGAUCAGAAGACUCUUGUUGAGACAGCUUUUGGCUUAGCACAAAUGGGGAGUGUGCUCUCUUACCAGCAGCCUAUAUUGCCCACAAAGUCGAUCAACAUGCACCAAGAUCCUCCACCUUACCCACCGCUGCCUCUUGGGGAGUACAGGGUUCACCCAACAGAAUGUGUGCAUGUGUGCACUGAAGAGGAGCACUUACACCUUAAAAGCUUGAUAGUCACACUGGACAUGGCCUGUAAGAUUGAGGCUGCCACAAGAGAGCAGGCAGCGGAACAGGAGUGGCAUCAGCUCCAUAGGCCUAGGAUCACCUCACGUUUUAGAGAGGUGUGUUUUGUCAGGGGAGUGAGUUCUACAGAGUCUCUUGCAGAAAUAAUCCUCAAAGGAACAAGGCAGACAGCAGAAAUGAGAAGAGGUGCAGACAUGGAGUUUGAGGCAGCAGUGGAGUACCGCAGGAUGAAAAAUGUCAACUACACGCCCUGUGGCCUCGUCAUCCACCCUGAUGCCCCUUGGCUUGGUGCCUCACCAGAUGGCUUGAUUUAUGAUCCAUUCACACAGCCACCAUUGGGACUGGUUGAGAUAAAGUGCCCUGAUGUGAAGAACUAUGUGGACUGUAAAUACCUUCGAAUGCAGCAUGGCACUUUAGCACUCUGUGAAAGCCACUUGUAUUACUGGCAGGUGCAGGGUCAACUGUUGAUCAAUGGCCUGCAAUGGUGCGAUUUUUGUGAUCUGUGCCCAGGGUGACAUGCUGGUGCAGCGUAUAUAUGUUGACCCGAAGAUAACAGCAGCCAUCAGAGAGAGGGUGGACCAGUUUUAUUUUAAUGUGUAUAUGCAAAAGUAUUUCUCCAAAAGGUUGUUAUGAUUGAUGCAGGAUAAUGUGAGUUGUAAAGUUGGUUGCUUAACCAUUUUUAUUUUUCCUAUUUUUUAUAGACUUUUUUUUUUGGAGAGCUCUGAUGGGCAAUUUUAAUGUUUCAUUGAAUAAUUUAGAUUAUUAAAAAGUAUGUUCGUCAAAAGUUUACACAGUAAUUGUACUGUAUAUAUUGCAAUGAACAAAGAGAAAAAAAAAAAUUCCCCACACAGACUUAUUUUUC
Myxocyprinus asiaticus (Chinese sucker) is the source of this 1298-nucleotide messenger RNA. RefSeq lists its product as uncharacterized. The coding region runs from base 256 to 951 and encodes 231 amino acids. Lineage: Eukaryota; Metazoa; Chordata; Actinopteri; Cypriniformes; Catostomidae. The record is from RefSeq and is a predicted model, not a curated record. The transcript has 2 exons.